Messenger RNA from Merops nubicus (carmine bee-eater), 1553 nucleotides. RefSeq names its product ERI1 exoribonuclease family member 2 (gene ERI2). The record is from RefSeq and is a predicted model, not a curated record. Gene Ontology annotation, molecular function: 3'-5'-RNA exonuclease activity; nucleic acid binding; zinc ion binding. The annotation marks the transcript as partial. Gene Ontology annotation, biological process: exonucleolytic trimming to generate mature 3'-end of 5.8S rRNA from tricistronic rRNA transcript (SSU-rRNA, 5.8S rRNA, LSU-rRNA). The transcript has 6 exons. NCBI's taxonomy places the organism in Eukaryota, Metazoa, Chordata, Aves, Coraciiformes, Meropidae.
UUGAAUUUCCAGCAGUCCUGUUAAACACUUCAACGGGAGAGAUUGAAUCUGAAUUCCACACCUAUGUCCAGCCCCAGGAGCAUCCUAUUCUCUCUGAAUUUUGUACAGAACUCACGGGCAUAACCCAGAAUCAAGUUGAUGAAGGGGUCCCUCUAAACAUUUGUUUAUCACAAUUUUUGAAAUGGAUUCAAAAGAUACAAAAGGAGAAGAAAAUUAUAUUCGGUACAGAUACUCUAAGUAAUUCCACUUCAGAAGCAAAAGCAUGCACCUUUGCUACUUGGACAGACUGGGACCUGGGUGUGUGUCUGCAGUAUGAGUGUAAAAGGAAGCAGCUGCGAAAACCUGACCUUUUAAAUUCCUGGAUUGAUCUCAAAGCAACAUACAGGGCCUUCUAUAAUAGGAAGCCUAAAGGGCUAAGUGGUGCUUUGCAGGAUUUGGGGAUAGCUUUUGCAGGACGGGAGCAUUGUGGGUUGGAUGAUUCUCGCAAUACUGCCCGUCUUGCCUGGAGGCUGAUCUGUGAUGGAUGUGUGCUGAAGGUCACUAAAUCUUUGGAUAAGGUUAGCAUUCAGCAAGGACUGAGCAGUAGGCAGCCUCUGAGAACAGCCAGAUAUAACCCCCCAGGGCAGGGGUCAGGACUAGUGCUCGUCUCCACGACCAUCUCCUCAGUUAACAUCUCCAGUGAAGAAAUCAGUACUAGUUCUGAUUGCUUAGCCCUGCUGACUGACUGGGAAGAUGUCGCUUUAAUACCAGAAUCCCAAUGUGAACAGAAUUCAGACUGUGUUCAAUGCAAAGAUGACUCAAACACAGAUAUUUUGACAAUGAUUGAAGAGAAAACAAUUUCAAAGCAAUCAGCUGCGAUGAGUUCAGAUAAUCAAAGUUUGGAGAAAACCAUAAUACCCCUGGAACCUCUGAAAUCUAUUGUUUACAAAAGUCCUGAUACUACUGUCUAUAAUGUAGGAACAGGACAAAGGCAGACUUCAAAUUUUUCAGCUUUUAAAUUACCAGCUGCAAAAGUAAAUGCUACUUCAGCCCAAUCGGCAAUAACUGGAAAUUAUUCCACUCCUUCAGAGGUUCCUAAAAGAAAGCCAACUAGUCCAAAAAUGUUCCCACCAGCAAAAAAAAGGUCUUUUGCUAUAUAUCAAGAGAAAACUGCAUCUUUUGAUCAUUCCUUACCUUUAAGAAGUUCAGAGCUGCCUCAAGUGUCUCCUGCCGUUCUGAACUCCACAGUGAACUCGCAUCAGUCUGUAAGAGCUGUGAAAAAUGGAAAACCAACUCCCCCUCUGUGUAACUGUGGUCGAAGAGCUAAAAAAUUGUAUGUGUCAAACGCGGGUCCAAAUCAUGGAAAAGCAUUUUUUUGUUGUCCUGUUGGCAAGCACGAGGGUAGUAAGAAAGGUUGUGGAUACUUCAAGUGGGAAUACGCGCUUCUGAAAGAGAAAUCUAGUGGUGUCACCCUGAAUAAGGAUGCUUUAACCUCUCCUGGAGCUUACGCUAGUAAUUCAGGAAAUUCUUCCAACAAAAAAUGCUUCUUUCUUCGACCCUCUAUGAGAACUUGA